UGUUGGCCUGCGAUGUGACGCGAUGACGUCACACUCCACCUGAAAGUAACCUGGCGAAAGCUAAACUAACCAAGCUAAGCUAACAUCACGUCAUAAUGUAAUGUCAUAUUUGCUAUCAACAUUUAUUCUGUAUACUGUGUGAUCCAGCUCGAGCGACAGUGUGUUCCUUGUUGAUGCCUUAGUUCCGGGUUGUAUGCUCUUAUUUUGUAUUUACUUCCGUUUUUUGGGCCGUUCUGUUUACUCGCACGUGCUACUUUCUUUCUCAUACUCAGGACGAAGUACUUGGAGGGCCUGCCUCUCAACAUGGCGGCGCUGUCGUCACUCCACCAGCAGGAGGUGGACCAAGAUGGCAUCAGAUGUGACAGACAGCAUCACUAUGAAGGUUCAUGUGACAGAAAGCAUCACUAUGAAGGAGCAGAUCCACUCACAGAUACCAUCUUUAUCCUUGACGAUGGUCGCAGCCUGGAGCAGGCGGGCAGCCAUGUUGGUCAGCCUUUGGGGGAAAAGAUUGAGUGUGACUGCUGAAUAACCCCCCACGGGGCCAAAGAAAGUUGCGAGCGCCAGCUUCAGCUCGCUGCCGAUGUAUCUGUUACUUCAAGUGUGUUCCGUGUGAGGAGGCAGCGUUUAUCGGGACGGCGGGCGCAAGCUGAUGAGGAGAAAUGAUCUCUCCAGAUGGAAAGUGAAAGUGAAGAGAAAUUAGACAUAAGCGGCGAAAUGCCAACCGAUAAUCAUCAUCAAGGAGAAAGAUGGUGUCCUUGAACAUGCGAAAGGAUCUGCCCCUACGAAAUGGACAGUGAAAACAAAAAGUAGCGAAGUGGUCUCCCUCCCUUGCAACGCCCCCAGUGCGGAAGACAACCACAGGGAUGAAAAUAAGGAGUGGAUCUUAAAGCUAAUACGUAUGUACGGCAUUGCACAUCUAAUAUCUGGCAACAUGGAUGAAGUCAACUCUGGUUACUUUUUCAUGCGUCCGACUGCUCUAACGGCAGGCAUUGAGAUUUCGCACUGCUCGGCGGACCUUCAACGCACCACAGUUGUGUGCUGCGACUGGCAACACCGUGACUCUGAUUCCAUCUGUUUGUGGAUCAUCUUGCACAAUCACUGACGAGUGAUUGAGAGCAAGAAAGAAAAAGAAGCGGGCCGGCCUACCGGUGGUCUCCACGAUGCCUUCCAGGAUCACCACGAUCUCAAACUGCUCGCUGGUCAGGGAGCGCUGGGACAGGUCGAAAAAGGGGCUCCUGGGGUUGAUUUCGUGGCAGAUGGUGAGAGGGGAGACCAGGAAGAGCUGGUCCGCUCCCGUCCCGAAGCCCACAUCCAGCUCACACUGGUCCAGGGGCAGGAACUCGCCUUCGGGGGUCUGGCGGGACUGGAAGGACGUAUUGCAGGUUGCCCACCCGGAACAUGAGGCACAGCUUGCCGUCCCGCUGCGAGAUGACGGCGUCCUGGCUGAACAUCAGCGUCUCGGCGCGCUUCUUGGGCUGCGACAUCUUGAUGAACAUGCAUCCGAUGAGGAAGGCGUCCACGAUGGAGCCCAGCAGCGACUGGAAGAGGAAGAGGAUGAUGCCCUCCGGACACUUCUCCGUGAUGUAGCGGUAGCCGUAGCCGAUGGUGGCCUCGGUCUCGAUGAAGAAGAGGAACGCGGAGGGGAAGUUGUACACGUUGGCCACGCAGGGGGUGUAGGAGGCGUCGUGGCCGUGGUUGAGGUCCCCCCUGAUGUAGGCGAUGAUCCACCACAUGGACGCCAUCACCAGCCAGGCCACGGUGUAGGUCAGGAUGAAAAUGAGCAGGUUCCAGCGCCACUUGAGGUCCACCAGGGUGGUGAAGAGGUCGGACAGGUAGCGGCUGGUCUCGCCCCCCAGGUUCCCGUGCUGCACGUUGCAGCGGCCGUUCUUCUCCACGAAGCGCUGGCGCUUCUUCUUCACCGGUGCCGAGAAGGCGCUGGCUCGGUUCGUGUUGACCACCUGGUAGUCCUCGCCGAAUUUCCUUCGAAGUGUCGCCAUUGGAUCUCCACUCCGCGUUAAAAGGAGUGUCGCUGGGGUGCUGGAGCCUAUCCCAGCUGUCUUCGGGCGAGAGGCGGGGUACACUCUGGACUGGUGGCCAGCCAAUCACAGGACUAAUUUCAUUCAUUUUAGUUUCAUUCAUUCAUUCAUUUUCUACCGCUUAUCCUCACGAGGGUCGCGGGGGUGCUGGAGCCUAUCCCAGCUGUCUUCGAGGCGAAUUUCAUGACAUUUAAAUGUUAUUCCAUUGUCAUUUUUCUAUAUUUAGAUGCAACCAUUCUAACCCUAUCAUUGACCAUCGGUUGGUUUUCAUUAAUGGUUCAUGUUGGGGUUAGCGCUUUGGGUUAUAUUGUACUCUAUGAGUGAAGGAAUUGGUUGGUGUCCUCCCCACCACGAGACAAAUAAAGCCCCCUCACAGAGAGACCCCUGCCUCAACAAGAGGGACUUCUGAUCCUCAGCGGAGCGGAGGAUUAGAGCGUAGACGACCACGACCGCCAUCUGUUAGUAUGUUGGCUGAAUCAGUGCCGUGGCCGAAGAUGUUUGAACAUCCACCUGCUUUGUUUGUCAGACCGGGAUGCAUUCAAGCGAGGAUGGGGGGGGGGGGACAAAGGGUGGCCGCCCAGACUGAAUUAUUAAUGACGCCUUUGAAUUGAUCAGCCCGGGCGUCAUAUGAUACACUUUAGCAGAGAUUCCAUCGCGGGACAAUGACGCCUUUGUCUCCUUCACUUUGGGAAAGGUACCCUCACGUCUCUGUCACACGUCCGUAUAGCGAAGCAGGCUUUGACCUUCACAUCCUCAUCAUCCUCAUCAUCAUCAUCAUCAUUGUGGCGUUGAGAUGGACACUGACUUUUACUUGUGGAUGCUCUCGCAGAUGCUAAAAUAAAAACGUCUUUGUCUCACAGAGGUCACCUUCAACUUUACUAGCAAAGUACACUGCAGCGUGUUUAAAGUCAUACUCUAUAUAUUUACAUACACAAUGUAUAUGCAGUAGUUUUAUGUAUACUGUAUGGAAGAAGCAGGGUAAAAGUGCACCCAGUCUUUUAUAUACAGUAUAUAUAUUUGUACAUAUCUCUACUCUAAUGUUCAUUGAUGCUCUCCUUUCAGAAUUAAUGACUUCAUUAGCAAAAGCAAUUAGGAGUGGGGGUGUUUUUUAGAUGCACACACACACACACACACACACACACACACACACACACACACACACACACACACACACACACACAACAUGCGGGACAUCUUCUGAAUCAAUUAUACUGUAUUUUAUCUGUUAAAAAUAUGCUACAAAACGCCAUACCCGGUACUACUAUGUAUGUAAUAUCAGGAGUAGCCGGUCAUAGCUUCAUAAUAUUUACCUAAUGUGCCAAAUGUGGGACCUUUUUAGUGUAGCAUUGAAACAUUUACUGCAAAGUAGGCAGUGUUUCCCAUACAUUAAUGUUUCAUAUUUCAUGUUCCUCAAUCAAUCUAGUAAUAUUUCAUUGUGGUUAAGAAGAAAUAUUAUCAUGAUUGAAUGAAAUUUAGUCUUUAUUCAUUUUUGCAAAGAUACAUACUGCGUAGUUUUAGUAUGUUUGACCCCCCAAAAGUUGUACACUACAACAAAUCAAUGUUGGGAUGUGUGUGCGCGUGCGUGUGUGUGUGUUUGUGUGUGAGUGCUGGUAGGACCCACAAUGCACCGCGCCGAGCCAAGAUGGAAGACCCCAGCAGCUGCAGCAGGACAAUGUUUUGCCUUUAGAUUUUCGGGGGAAACGGACCGCAGAGAGCGAAUUAUCCCGGCCAGAGGAGCGGCGUGUGGUCAUGCAGCGGAUGACACCGAUCGGCACGCCGUAGUCAUCCCGCCAUGAAUAUCAUCCAAGACAAGCUAGGCAACGACUUCCUGCGCUCCAACGGCGGCGGCAUGGACUCCAGCUUCGGCCCCGGCAUGAUCAUGUUCAGCCACCUGCCGCCGGUCGCCAGCUUCACCCGCCUGCCGCCUCAGGAGAUGAUCCUGAAGAAAGAGCGGGACUCGCCCGACUGCAUCGCCGGCUCCCUGAACGGCGGAGGCGGCGUGGGAGACUACGUCCACGCUCUCGGCAUCAAGCAGGAGAAGAUGUCGGAGCACGAUUACCGCCUGCCGCUGUACCCAGGAGGGCUGGGAAAGAGCACGGAGCUGCUGGAGCUGACGGUCAGCAACAACCAGAACCUGCUGGUGCACGAGCUCAACAUGGCCAACCUGCCGGGUCAGUUGGGAAAGGAGCCUGCUGGGAGGAAAGGUCGAAGGUCGAAUGGGGACGGACAGGAGGGCAGACCUCGGAAGAAACGCAGCGAGAAGCAGUCCAUGCUGCUGGAUGCGGAUGGCGGCAGCUUGUCUCCGGGAAGCAAGCCUCACAUCUGCGAGCACUGCAGCGCCGCCUUCAGGAGCUCCUAUCACCUCCGCAGACACGUCCUCAUUCACACAGGUGAGAGACCCUUCAGGUGCAGCCAGUGUAACAUGAGCUUCAUCCAAAAGUACCUCCUCCAACGGCACGAGAAGAUCCACAGCGGAGAGAAGCCGUUCAGCUGCGACCAGUGCAACAUGCGCUUCAUCCAGAAGUACCACAUGGAGAGACACAAGCGCACGCACAGCGGAGAGAAGCCGUACAGAUGCGAGACCUGCCAACAGUAUUUUUCUAGGACGGACCGCCUGCUGAAGCACAAGCGAACCUGUGGAGAAGCGUUAAGGAAGGGCCUGGACCCCAGCAUGAUGGACAUGGGAUGUGUGGACAUGGGCAGCUACGGAAUCACUCAGGGAAACUCUGGCAGAAAAAGAGGACGCUCCAAGAAUCCCGGAGAGGGAGCCCCCCGAAAGAAGAAGAAGGGAGACGGAGGGACGCUGAGAGUGCCUCAUGUUCCCGGCGCCGUGUCUGGAGCGUACAGCAUUCACGAGUACGCCGUGGAGAACCAGACGGUGUCCUCGUCCACCGAGCCAGGCCCCAGUAUGCAACACCACGGCCGUGCCCCAAAGAUGGCCUUCAAGAAGGCCCCCCGUAAAGGGGCGGACAAAGGCGGCAAGGUAGAUGUGUUGGAGCAGAGCGGAGCCGACGUGGAUCACGGUCUGGGCCUCAUGCAUGCCAAUGGUGCCAAAGUGGGCGGCGCCACCAGUAGUAACUAUGACGACGCCAUGCAAUUCCUCAAGAAGCGGCGCUACCUUCACGGCCCCCACAGCGUGACAACAUCGGGGCCCGCCGUGGGAGUGGGAAGUGGCAGCGAAUAUGACGUCGGACUGUUGUCCUCACAUCCCGCUGUCAUCCAGGGCACCGUGUCCACCAUGAUGGACGCCGACGCCCCACUCAGUCUGGACAAGUCCGGGAUCCCCGACGAGGUGCUGCAAAGCCUGCUGGACCACUACAGCCAAAAGCCAGACGGCUCCCACCAUGACAUCCACUUUGACAUCGGCGACCAGCACGUGGAGCUCACCCCCCCUGAUGCCGACGCCCCCAGCCCGUCCGGGGACAAGACCGCCGUGAUGAACGAGUACUCGCGCUUCCUGCUGCAGGCUCUGGAGCGCACCAGCCACACGGGCGGCUUCCCCCUCGGGCCCGGCCCCGCUUCCUCCGGAGCCUUCACCACGGCCCACACGGUGAACCCCCUCUACUCUGACAAGAACAUCUACACCACGACGCCCCUGGAGUGCGGCUUCGCCCCCUCCGUGCCAAAGGCGCACUUUGCCAUGCUGGCGGGCUCCUCGCCGCAGCACGUCUUCCACCUGAGCAGCCUGGACGCCCCCCCGCCUCCUCACCAGCAGCUCACCCCCUCGCAGGAGCUCAGCGAGCAGAUGGAGAAGCAGCACUCCUCCACUCCGCCUUCCUCCUACCAGAUCAGCCCGUCUGACCUCAGCAGCCACAAGGACGCCGCCAAGACCGCCGUCUUCCAGCUGCCCCCCUCCAAGGCCACCUACCAGAUAGAAAACUUUGCUCAGGCUUUUGGCUCUCAGUUCAAAUCGGAAGAGCGUGGCUUGUGCUACGCCGCCGACUCGGACGCCGAGCACCGGAUAAGGACCCCCGUGUCAGAGUUCUCAGGGUACAGCACCUUACUGUCGGACGUCGGCGAGCCGACCAGCUCGGCUCCUAAAACGCCGACCAGCCAAAGCUUCCGAUGAGACCACACUGUCCUUAAAGGUAUUAGCUGUGUUUUUUUUUAUGGGACAUCUUUAUUUGAAUUCUUCUUAAGCUGUUUGUCUUCACAAGGACAAUAUCCUAUAAAUAUUUUUUUAAAUUAAGUGCUUGUCAAUGUAGUAUUAGUAUUAUUUUUAUUAUUAUUUGUAUGUGCCACCAGCAAGCUGACUUGUUUGAGCGAUCAAGGGGAGGGAGGGAGGGGGGGGGGGCAAAAAAUGUGUUGCAAGUAUUACUCAGGAAACAGGAAGUUGCUGACAUGCUGAAUGAGUGUGAACACUGAAAACACUUUCUACUUGGCGAUAUAGAGAUUACGGUACUCAAUGUGAAACGCAGCUUUCCUAUUAAUAAGGGCCAUAUGUGACCCAUCUAUAUAUUUAUAAACAUAGACGAAAUACAUAGCUUACAGAUGGAAUAGGAAACAGGAGGCAAAUAAAUGUUCUUAGUACUCAUUAAGGAAAACACCAUUUUGGGAAUUUUUCCAUCCUACAUGAACACAGUCAUGGAAAAAAGACUUAGACCACUUUGUUGCUUCAGUUUCUGCUCCAACUAAAGGUACCUUUGUUUGGACAAAAAUAAUAAAAAAUAGCUCUUUAGAAUAUUCAUGGAAGAACGGAAGUUAUUCAUUCAUUCAUUCAUUUUCUACCGCUUUUCCUCACGAGGGUCGCGGGGGGUGCUGGAGCCUAUCCCAGCUGUCUUGGGGCGAGAGGCGGGGUACACCCUGGACUGGUGGCCAGCCAAUCACAGGGCACAUAUAGACAAACAACCAUUCACACUCACAUUCAUACCUAUGGACAAUUUGGAGUCAUGCUAAUUAACCUAGCAUGUUUUUGGAAUGUGGGAGGAAACCGGAGUACCCGGAGAAAACCCACGCUUGCACGGGGAGAACAUGCAAACUCCACACAGAGAUGGCCGAGGGUGGGAAUUGAACCCUGGUCUCCUAGCUGUGAGGUCUGCGCGCUAACCACUAGACCGCCGUGCCGCAACUGAAGUUAUUAUCAAGACCGUAUAAUUGCUAGAUAUUGUCUAUUAAAUUAAACACUAUUUUGUUCUAAACAAAUGUACUUCUAAUUGGACCAGGAAUGAAAACGGAUCAAGAACCUGAAGCACCAAGGGUGGUCUAAUGCUCCUUUCCAUGACUGCAUGGCUGUCUUUUCUGUGCUUUUUAAAGAUAUCAAAACAGAUAAAAGCAGACAGCUCAAGUUAAAUCCGAAUUGGGAAUCAUGGGCAAAAUUCCAAAAGUGCAGUUUUCCUUGAAAUUACAUUAGUUUUUUUUUACCAACAGGGGGUGCUGUUGGACAGCAAUAAAAUGGUCUUAAACUUUCUUACCUGCGCUCUGCUUCUUUGUCAGGUCUCCUCUACUGGGGGGAGGGGGGGCGUUAGGGCCACACUGCAAAGACAACACAGUCAAAUUAAAACAAGUUGCAAUUUUACAAUAGAUGGAAAUGAACUGGAUGAUUUUGUUUGAUGAUGGGCAUGCCUCUUUACCUCAUCUCCAGCCUCCAAACAGGAGCGCCUUGCCACGUUUGUUCCGUAGAACAACAGCAUGAACGGAGUGAGCCCUUUUGUCAGUCAUAGUCUCAGUGGGUGAAGGCGGGGCCCGCUAGCAUACACACAGAGUGUAACAUAGAGUUGUAACAUAGAGUUUCCACUACUUUAUUCAAAAGUAAAGCUAAGUCUCGUCUACACAGAACACUCGGAAAAUGACAACUAUUUAUGCAACUUUUAUUUUUUUGUCAUAUUAAGCUUUAGAACUAUUACUAUUUUUGGCAAGGUUCUAACUAUUUUUUUUUGUUGUUUUCUUGAUCGCUUUCUCGUAGGGUAAUUCUAGUACUUAUGUUUUUUUUUGUCAAUGCAACUCGUAAUAGCGCUACAACCUAUUUAUAGUACAACGAUCUUUUAAACUUAGUAAUAUUAUAGCUUUAUUCUUGUAGUUAACACUUUUUACUUGUCAAAACACUCAUCUUUUUUUUUUUCUUUUACAGUUUUACAACUUUUUCUCUUGGCUAAAAGUUAACAUUUUUGUACAGUUGAGUUUUUCUCAUGGAAAUAAAAUACUGUAUAUUUUCCAACUUAUUAGAACUUUCAUAAAAUACUAACUUUGCUACAUUUUUGCUGUACAUUUUCUCCCAUUUUACAGCUUUAUUCUUGCAAAAUGAAGUAAGUCUUCCCACGGUACAGUCGCCAAAUAUCACGAUUCGAUUAUCACUCCCUCGCUAUUUGGCUUUUUUUUUUUUCCAGAAAUGAAAAAGUUCUAUUAUUAAAACAUACAGGCCAUAUGUAGCAUUGUAGCAUUAGCUUACAUGACUUUACCUUAACACCGCCUGAAGUCAGCCGUGGCGUGUCCCACCUGGUAGAGUGGAAAAACCGUCUCCCAUUCAGUAUCUAAAACACAAAGACAAUAGGUCAGCUUUCAUGGGAAAUGACCAAGGAAAUCAAACAGUUGCGGAUCAAUUGGAUCGUGGAUGAAUCAUUGGUAUCUAUCGUAUUGGUAUUUUGAGUGUGGUCCUAACGCUUCUUGGUAGUCACGCGCAUUUCAAAGCCUCCAAUUAGCACUUUGAGCCCCCAAGCUCAAACGUCACAAAUGAGCUUUUUUGUUGUUGUUGUUAAAGGUGGUUUUUAUCUGCUAUUUUUCUCUUACA
Doryrhamphus excisus (bluestripe pipefish) is the source of this 8760-nucleotide messenger RNA. The record is from RefSeq and is a predicted model, not a curated record. Lineage: Eukaryota; Metazoa; Chordata; Actinopteri; Syngnathiformes; Syngnathidae.